AAAGAACUGAAAUUUGAUAAAUUAUAUUCUAAUUUAUGAAUGUACUUUCGUUUAAUAUUUUAAGUUCAUUAUGGAUUGCAGUGCUUUAGUCUACCACACCCAUAUAAAGAAUAUCAAGGAACAUAACGGAUUUUUUGUUUGGACUUUUCUCUUCAUAAAUCAAAUGCAGUUGGUGUUUUGUUAAGAACUAUAAUGUUGUUGCAAGUUGCUUCUUAUGCAAGGCUUAACCAGGGAAGUUAUUUUGGUAGUUUAGCGACCUAGGAAAGAUUGUAUUAGGUGAACGAAAUUGGUGUGGUAAUUAACCGGCUAAUAAAGACUUGUACAGUGAUAACAAUCUCAUGGAUACAGCAUUAACACGAGGCAAUGAGACCGUUUGUGUAUUUGUAAUACUGUCAAGAUACUUUUUUUGCAAAAUGGGUAACCUGAGAUAGCAGUACUCUAUUUAAGUUAAAUUGUAUUUAUAGUUCUGAGUUAUUGUGGUUAUUUCCCUUAUAUGCAUUGCAGUCGUUAAAUAAACCGAAAUACAAGUAAACGGUUACCAACAUAUUAGUUAAAUAACAAUGUAUUGUGUUAUUGAAUGGAAUGUACUAUCAAUUUAACUUUAAUCACGUUAUAUCUGAUUAAGCCGAAUGUGCAUGCUUGAAAAUGCGUAUAGUUCGGAAACUACAAUGACGGAUUAGUUCCCUUGUGUAGAUGUAUGACACUAUACUAAAUCGAAAGUACUGUUCUAAAAGUAGUUGACGGGAAAAUAACCAUAAGGAAAUUAUGUUUUUGUGUAGCACGAACGGUUUUUAAUAUUGGUUCUGGCAGUUAUUCAAGUUAGGAUUUGAAGCUGGUGAACCAUUACAGUCACAGAAUGAUGGGCUCGACUAUAACUCAUUGCAUCCAUGGGCAAUCACGAAGCAACCAACUCAGGAUACAGCCAAUACUAACCGCAACCAAAACAAAGAUGCCAGUUCACAAACAAUAGAAAAUCAACGAUGUCGAACCCUCUAAGAACAAAUCAGCACUAUGAGCAGCAACUAUGAGAGUGUUUUAUCGGUGAAUAUUCAACUCGAACAUGACAAUAAGAUUUUACAGGACAAGAUAACAUACCAUGAACUACAAGCUUUAACGUUUGACAACGUUAUUGCUGAGAAGGUCUGCCUCAUUCAAGAGCUGGAGGAAAGAUGUAAAUCCCUAGAAGAAAACAUCAGAAAACAUCGUAGUAACUAUGAGAGUGCUGUGUCGAAAAAUGCUCAGCUUCAACACGAAAUUAAUUUAUUACAGAGCAAACUGUAUCGACCAAAUGUAUGGAGAAAGCUGAUGCAGAUGUUCAAAUUAUCACUUCAAGCUAUGAUGUGAACGAGGAGGAAAUGAACAAUUUGUUGGACCUUCGAAGAAAAUGUGGUCAAACCAGAAGGAAAAUAGAGGACGUCGUUCUGGAAAUUGCUGAUCCGUUAUGGAAAAAUGAAAAUGUGGAAACACUUAUUCAAGCCGAUAAUACAAAUGAAACGAUACACCUCUACGUAGAUUUAUUAAAGAUGCGAUUGAGGUUUGUUGGUUGAUGUCCAUAUCGCAGCCUCCUUUGAUGCUCAAUUUUGAUGUUGACGGCAUUAUGUAUACACCCAAUGUCAAACAAAGAUUUACUGAAAUUUCGACCGAUGAUGUGAUAGAAUCGGAUGGUGAGCCAGGUACCAUUUUGUUGGUCGUCUGGCCGUCCGUAGAAAAACGAGACAAACGUGGAUUUUUGAAAAAAGGAGAAGUAAUCGUUGUUCCGUGGCGUGAUGCAGACGUGUCUAUCUAAAUCCUCCAACAUCAUUGUAACUUUCUAAAUGAUAUUGGGAAUAUUGCAAUAUUUUAACAUGUUUAUUAUUGUUGAGCAUCUAUAUUCACUUUUAAGGCUAGAAGCUUUAUUGUAAGCUUUAUUGCUGAAAUAAAUGUAAUUGUUGUUGUUGUUUUUGUAUAAUCAUGAUAUGAAAAGGA
Messenger RNA from Dreissena polymorpha, 1965 nucleotides. RefSeq lists its product as uncharacterized. NCBI's taxonomy places the organism in Eukaryota, Metazoa, Mollusca, Bivalvia, Myida, Dreissenidae. The coding region runs from base 1012 to 1344 and encodes 110 amino acids. The record is from RefSeq and is a predicted model, not a curated record. The transcript has 13 exons.